Molecule: messenger RNA, 792 nt
Organism: Malassezia sympodialis ATCC 42132
Lineage: Eukaryota; Fungi; Basidiomycota; Malasseziomycetes; Malasseziales; Malasseziaceae
Source: the annotation of a RefSeq genome assembly
GACAAGGCCGAGGCGGCCGCACGGCAGCGGGUCGAGGCGGCGCGGGAGGAGGCGCAGCGCACGCGCAAGGCCAAGGAGCAGGGCACGCCCAAAGGCAAGGCGGAGCGCAAAGACGAGCCGCGCGAGCUGCAGAUGCGGGGCGCCGGCGAAGGACGCACGAAACCGACGCGCAGCGAGCGAAAGCGCGAGCGCGAAGAGCGGGCCGAGCGGGCCGAGCGGGCCGAUCGCGACGACCGCGGCGCAGAGCGGGGCGGUCGCGAUGACCGCGUGGCGGAGCGGGGCGGCCGCGAUGACCGCGUGGCGGAGCGGGGCGGCCGCGAUGACCGCGUGGCAGAGCGGGGCAGUCGCGAUCCGCCCAAUGACCGGGAUCGCGCAGGUCGCGGCGACCGCGACCGCCGUGGCCAAGGACACUGGGACCGAGGCUAUGAACGCGCACGCGACGACCGGCGGCCCAAGGCGGACGACCGCAUCGAAACGAAUGCGCAGUGGCAGCGCCGCGGCGAGAGCGAUGCGCACGACGAGCAGCACGGGCGGAAGCGAUCGCUCGCUGACCGCCUGCACAACACCGACGGUGCGGCGCACGACACGCCACCGUCCGAUGCCCCUGACAAUAAGCGCAUGCGCAAGGACCGCACGCCGCAGCGCCAGCGCCACGCCGAGGAGCAGCGCGACGCCCCGGGAUGGAGAGAGCGCGAGCGGCCCGCGCGCAGCUGGGGCCGGGAGCGGCCAAGCGAUGUGCCACGGGAGCACCGCGAGCGCGACCGCCGCAAGCGGCGAGCGGGCGGCGACUAG